AUCAGAGCGAACUAUAUAAGAUUCAGUGGAACUCAGAGAGGCAGAGCAAAAACUCUGAACAGACAACCUUGCCACUUCUGUAACAGAAAGAGACCUCCAUUUGGAAAGAAUGUUGAAAGGAAUAUUCCUCUGUGUAUUACUUGCUGUGCUCUCUGCAAACUCAAUGGCACAGCCAGUAGGCUCUGCAGACCCAGAUGAGAUGAUUGAACGAGAAGUUCGGGGACUCCUUUCUAAUGUCGCAGGUCUUUUGAAACAAUUUGCAAAAGGUGGUGUAAAUGCUGUAUUGAACCCAAAACGAGAAGCAAUGUCUGUCAACAAUGAUGGCUUCAAUUCUGUUCAUUCCAAGAGAUUUAUUGGGGCACUUCUUGGUCCAUUGUUGAAUUUGCUUAAGGGAAGAUAACUAAUUGAAGACAUUCGCUGGUAUGGUAAAUGAAUAAAAUGGCCAGAUUUAUCUUGAAAGUGACAGUGCUGAAGAUUCUUCAGACCUAAAAAAUAUACCCCUCUUCCUGUCCAGAGAAAAUAAAAUAAAUAUCAGCCAAACUUG
Messenger RNA from Xenopus tropicalis (tropical clawed frog), 544 nucleotides. RefSeq names its product preproprotein pGQ (gene pgq). The transcript has 5 exons. Bases 110 to 400 code for a protein of 96 amino acids. Lineage: Eukaryota; Metazoa; Chordata; Amphibia; Anura; Pipidae. The record is from RefSeq and is a predicted model, not a curated record.